AGCUGCAAAUAUGAGACGAACACAGUAGUAGAUCAUUUUAAUAAUGGGAGAAUUAUACCGCUUCCCCUUCCCCAGAAAAUGAGUUAGUAUAGAUUAUUUUUUUUUUGCCCUAGCUUGCAAAGUACAGAAAUGGAAAUGGAGAGGCCUUUAAGUAUUGGGUACUAAUAGCGCAAUGGAUGGGCGAGCGGUGUCUCGGUCUUAUUUACCUUAUUAUACUUAAUUUUCACGUCACUUUCAUUUCGCGAAUUUCGCGAUUGUAAAAGAUUCGCGAAAAUAAAGUGUCGCGAAAAUUAAGUGAGUACACAAGAAGCCUUUGGGGGAAUAUUGGCCGUUUAAUAAGCUUUGUGAAAACACCUUGUCUAUUUAGCCAUCUAAUGGACACAUAGUACGGUAACGUUUUUUGGAGCGACCCGUUGACAGUAGAUUCCACCACCCGUGUCACCUGCUGAUUGAACGUACCUAGCUAAAAGAGGAACAAAGUCCAAGAUAUAGGGUAUUAACUGCUUCUGAUGAAAAAAAAAGCAGAUAAUGACGUCCAGUCUAGGGACCUGAUGGUUUACUCCCAAAACCUUUUUGGGGCAAAUAUAAUUUCUGAUCUGCAAUGUCGAGAGACAAAAAGCUCUUCUUUGUGCUAUUACUUGUUGCUGUAGCAAUUGUUGUGUUCUUCUCUCAAACAAGCCUCCCUGACUUCAUGAAAACUUCGCAUGGCAAAAUCGCAAGAUCUAGUGAUGACCAGAUGGAUUCUGUCGUUACAUCACAGAUUGAUAAGCGCGCUCUGUUCAAAGUGUCCACGAAAGAACAAACACAUGCAAGUAUGAAGACACAAGCUGAUGAUGGUUUAACCAGCGAGGAGACUGAGAUCGAGAAGGCUGUCGAUGCCGAGUGGCAAUCAGUUGUGCAGACUAGAAACACGACGAUGAACCCGACUACAAUCCAACCGAUCAGCGCAGCAAUUACUGGAAAAGCAAUAUUAAACGGCGUGUUGGGAAAUUUAGGUGAUGCGUACGGUGGAGUGUCCAGUGGGAGUAGAUGUGACAAUAUUGGGCUGCGCAAAUAUCGCAAGCACAAAGAAAAGCCAAAAUGCGUCGCCCACAUGGCUCAAGCUAAAUAUUGUAAGCUGGCACAUGAAGCUUACAAAACGCAUAAGAAGCCGUUGACGUGCGCAGAUCGGAUUGAUAAGUCGUUCUGUGUGUUUCGUGAUUCAUGGCGAGAAUCCAAGGAAACCAGGGUAGCACUUGACUGCGAUGUGUCACCCUGUGGGGGAAACCCGGUUUAUGUGUUAAACAUAGAUCCUAUAUACGGGAUUCUAGAACCCGUAGAUAAGUGGUACGAGUUUUCGUCUGCGGCGGAGCUACAGGACUUUUUACCGGACUACGUCAUCAAGACUUCAAUGACCGGUUCAAGCUUUUGCUUUCUUCGUUGCAAAAGUAAGCUCACAAGUAAUCGAAUAAUCAAGCAAAUCUUAUUGUACCCUCCAGUAAUGCCGCGGCUCAAUAGAACCAAGUCUCAGCUACUGAACUUUAAUGUAAUUGUGCUCGAUUCUGUGUCUCGGGCUCAUUUUUACCGUUUGCUGCCAAAGUCGGUAGAUGUUAUGAGAUCGUUGGCCAAAGAGGAGACUGUGGCUAUGCUGGACUUUGAACUUCUCCAAAACACGUCUCCCUCUACUUUGAGUGACAUCAAGGCUUUCAUGUCCGGGGAGAAAACUUAUGCCAAAUCUUAUAACACUGACACACUCUACGGCCAACUUAAGAAGAAAGGUUACUUUACACUUGUACAGGAAGACAGCUGCUGGUACGAUAAGCACGGCUGCCUGCUCAUUGAUUAUAGCCAACGAAAUAGUACCCCCUCUACAUGGUCGGAGUUCGCACAGUGGUACGACGCGUUUACGGACCAAGUCGGUGCCUUGCACAUCGACGACCUUGGCCUAAUGCCCAGUGCGUGUGAAGUAUACCAGCAGUAUGGCACGACAAAUCAGAUUGAUAAGCCGCGCAGGGUUUGCUUCGGUGGAAAGGUGUACGCGGAUUAUUAUUUUGAUUACGCGAGGAAGGUGUUUGAUGCGCAAAGGGAUUCAGGGGGAAUUACUCCGGUAUUUGCGUACACACGUCUUGGUACGGGGAAUGAGGUAACAGGGUCACGUAUCAAGCAAAUUGACACAAGCCUUGCGAGGUUUCUUCAAGACAUGGCUACAAAGAGUAGCACCCUGACCAUGAUCCUCUCCACCCAUGGCCCCAAGAACACGAAAUAUGCACUACACACAAUGGAAGGUCGAUCGGAGAUUUAUGACUCGCUCUUGUAUAUGAUAGUCCCUGAGAAUGCUGCAGAGAUUUUAGGAAGAGAGAGAAUGGAAGCUUUGGUCACGAACCAAAAGCGGUUAGUCACAACGAUGGAGCUUCACUAUGCUAUAGUUUCCACCUUGACCCAUGUGGGAGCCGUUAAAGAAGGCGUUUUUCGGGUCAUACCGGAUCGCACAUGCGCAGACAUAUCGAUCAAAUCUUUCGCAAUUUGUAAGUGCGAGGGUUGGGAGAAGCAUUUCACUGAUAACCACGAGUCGUUUGCGUGGCUUGCGGAGCGUGCACUUGGGAAAAUCAAUAAUGUUGUACAGAAGAAAUUCAUGAAAACUCACAGAGCUGGUGGCUAUGGUCAAUGUCAAAGAUUAGUUGGUCACAGUUUUGAAAAAAUCCACCGGCGAAAAGAGAAAAAUCAUUACAUAGUUACCAUGGAUUUAGUAGUCGUCCCUGACUUCCAGAUCUUUGAGGUCCAGAUUAAGUACCCGCUGAGAUUUCGUGUUCAUAGGAACGCUGUUGGGAUCACAGGCUUGCGGCGAGUGAGUACUUUUAAUCAUUAUGCGCAAUGCGUCGACACAAGUGUACCAACCGAUAUGUGCGUCUGCAACUCACGGAGAAAAACAAAGAAACGUAAGCACCCCUGGGAUUGGCUAGUCGUGGACACGAGACAGCAAAUCAUGGCCAUUAUAAACAGAAGUAGAAUGUUUGGUGUGAAAACUAAUGUGGAAGAUUUGCAUGCGUCAUGCUUGAUGCUUCUCUCUCGAAAACAUGGCGCUCGUAUUGUGGUGUUCGAGCUAGCAAACGCUUGUGACGACCGGAAGUACGAAGUGCGCAUGAUCGGAAAAAGUAAAGGUGUCUCUGUAACAUCGCGUGACCUACCUUUCUCGCUGACGCUAAAGCCAUUAACGGUGCAUUUUUUGUUUAGUGUUUAUCAUGUGAAGAGGCCGUACGGUUUCUUUUUAAAAACUUCUUAUUCUGCUUACAUAAGGAGCAGUGAGUAGAGUUACACUCAACGUGCACAAGAAAUGUUGUAGGGGUCCUGCUUAUUGUCCUUCGCAGGGAGAUGAAAAGUUGUUUUAGCGAUUGUAAAGGACAACUUUGUGAGAGUGUGACUGUCGAGUUCGCAAAAGUUGAAAGAUAUUUUAUCUAAAUUGGAAUAGGGCAGUAAAGAAACAAGCAAUCAACUACACAAACAUUCAGUUAGGCGGGCAGGCAGAUCAACUAGACAGCCAAUCAAAUAAACGGGUAAUAAGCUUGACAGCCAAUCAAAUGGACAAGCAAGUAACUAGACACACAAGCGACUCGACAACCAAUCAAUUAUAAAGGCAAGUAAGUGGACAGGAAAUAGCUAGACAGCCAA
Molecule: messenger RNA, 3645 nt
Organism: Nematostella vectensis (starlet sea anemone)
Lineage: Eukaryota; Metazoa; Cnidaria; Anthozoa; Actiniaria; Edwardsiidae
Exons: 4
Coding region: 602-3286 (894 amino acids)
Source: RefSeq, a predicted model, not a curated record